CCAGACUCGUCAGUGAGAGAAACGCUGUGCUGUGCAAGGGUGGCAGGCAGAAAGAAACACAGACAGAGGGGUGAUACAGCAAACACUGGAUACAAACAGAGGCAUGAAGGCUGCGAUUAAACUACUGUUUUGAAAAACGAAGAGUCACGGCUCAUUUGAUAUCAGUUCCACCGCAGCAACGGACUGUUUCAUUUAUUUUGAAAUAUAAUGCGCCGUAAGGUCUGGUUGUGAUGGAGGAGAUCAUCUGCUGCACUACUGGUAGAUGUAUAUUACUGACUCUGCGUUAUAUUACGGAUUUAAAUUAAAAUAAAAAGUAAGGGAUGUUGAACUGCGUUUAAAAAGAAUAACAACACACGCCCGGGGAAUACAAAAACAUUACGUGCGUACCACUUUGUUGAACAGACGCUCUGAGGGGAAUUAUUAAAAAAAUAAAAUAAAAAAGUUGAAUGGCGGCAGCUUGAAUUAUCAUUACAAACUGGAGGUACGUUCAUUUGUUUUUGUUUUAUUCUGUGGAAAACAGUCAGCUAGCUGUCAGUCCCGGCUUGGUAAACACUGCUGUGCGUGCUGUCUGAAUUUACAAAAAAAAAAGUACCCUGGGAUUUUACAAAAUGCAUCAUCCCGAGUCUGCAGGAGAUUCUACUAGUAGGAAGAUGGCGAACCCGGCAAUAUUUCAUAGAAGGGGUAGCAGUACUGGCAGCAACGCUUUGGCGACAGCAGCUGGUACCAGUAUUAACAGUAAUGUCAUUCCUACUGACGAUUACUCAUCUUCGAUAUUGAUACAGCCGCCACCACCACCGACCGGGUCUUCCUCCCCGGGGCCGCAGCACCCUCCCCAGAGCCUGAACCUCCACUCCUCUCAGUCGCAGCUGCAGCCUCAGCCUCUCCCACUGGCAGGGGCACAGGUGAAAAAAAAGAGUGGUUUUCAAAUCACCAGUGUCACCCCAGCCCAGAUCUCGGCGAGCACCAACAACAGCAUCACAGAAGACACUGAGAGCUAUGACGACCUGGAUGAGUCACACACAGAAGACCUGUCUUCAUCUGAGAUCCUGGACGUGUCAUUGUCCAGGGCCACGGACAUGGGGGGCCCAGAGAGGAGCUCCUCCGAGGAGACUUUAAACAACUUCCACGAGGUAGAGACUCCUGGUGCAGUGUCCCCCAACCAGCUUCUCCUCCCCCACUCGCAUCACCAGCCCCAGCCUGGUGUGCUGGCGAAUGGGAAUAUGCACCACUCCAAGCCCCAUGGGCUUCCCCACCGCCCACCUCAUGCUCACCCUGGAAUAAUGCCUUCGGUUGCAGUGCCAGGAGGAGGAGGUGUCACUGUUAUCCCUCCUGUCAACACUGUUACCACUGCUUCAAAAUUAUCAGCGCACGCUGACACAGUUCCUGAGAAUACCUCUGUUGUCGGCAAUGUGGUUGCCCAGCCUCAGUCAGCCGGCACCCCAGGAAUGCCAAGCGGCAUGAAUGCAGCAGCAGGUACCCCAGUUAAUGUUGUUAAUCCUGUGACAAGCAAUGUGAAUAAUGUGAGCGUGACUGGAGGGAGUACUGCCAGUGUGCCUGGUUUGGUGGGCACUAGUAGUAGUAAUGGCAGUAGUAGUGGCAUCCCAUCUGGCUUAAUGAACUUGAAUGCCAACAGUGGCUUAACGGGAGUCAGCAACCCAAAUGUUAUUGUGAUGCAACAACAACAAGGGACUGGGGGUGCUGUGACUAUGAAUAUUGUAAUGGGGGCUGGUAGCAUUGCAGGUGGUGCCCUCUCGAAUGUGAUCAGCGGUGCUACGGGUGACAUUGUAGUGGCAGCGCCAGUGGUUGUGACGACAACAGCACAAACUGCGCCAGUGGCCACCCCCCCAAGCCAGCAGCAUCAGGCUCCACCUCCUACUAGCUCCCGCUUCAGAGUGGUCAAGCUGGAUUCCAGCUCGGAGCCUUUCAAGAAAGGCAGAUGGACUUGCACUGAGUAUUAUGAUAAGGAGCCCCCAGUAUCAGUAGCUGUAGCAAGUGCCACAUCAGAAACUGUGCCCAGUCACAGGGCGGUGGAGAGCAUCAGGCAGACCCAGCCCGACACUACUGUGGGUUCAGAGCGGGAGAGCACCAGUGGGAGCUCAGUCAGUAGCACCCUGAGCCACUACACAGAGAGUGUUGGAAGUGGAGAGAUGGGAGCCCCCUCCAUUUUACAAGGCUUCCAGCAGCCACAACAAGUGGACUAUGGCAGCUCCCAGAGCUUGCAAGCUUCACUCCCUGGCCUGCCUCAGAGUGUGUCGCAGCCUCAGCUUGCUCAAGCCCAGAUGCAUUCGCAGGAGGUGGCUCACUCCCUUAUGAAAACAAGCGGGACCCCUUCUGUGCCCUCAAGCAUUGGCAAUGUUCAGCAACAGCAGACUCCAAUGAAUUUAGGAAGCAUACAGACCACCAUAGGGCUCCCCACUGCUACCAUUCCUCAGCAGCAGCAACUGCCCUACACUCAACAGCUUCAGAAACCUGCCACAGCACAAAUGUUCCACCCACCACCGCAGCAGCAGCAUGCGGCACCCACUCAGAUAGCAUCGGAGCAUGUUAUGCCUGUGAGUCAAGGUGGUGGCGUGGUGGGCAGCCUGCCACCAGAGUUUGUACACCAACAGAUCAUUCAGCCUCCAAUGCAGCCUGGGCCCCCUGGAAUGGGAGCAGGUGGGCAGUCACUACAGCAUGUGCCCCACAUUCCUGGCACCGUUCAACCUCCUCCGGUGUCUGGGAAUGGCCAAGUGAUGGGCAUGGGCCAGCAUGGGGGCAACAUACCUCCUGGGAAUUACCAGACACCCCCCCAGGCAAUUUUGCAACAGCAGCAGACCACUUCACCUCCACAGGGUGGGAUCCUGCCUCAGAUCUUGCCUGGAACUGUCUCAGGGCUGGCACAGCAGCAUCAUCAGAGUUUGGCACAGCUCCCAACACACCUGCCAGUAGAGCAGCAGCAGCAGCAGUCAGUGGCUCAAGGACUAGCCGGGCAGCAGCCUGGUGCUGUUUCCUUGGGUCAAGUUACAUCAAAUGUGCCUCUUCCAGCUGCAGCCCAGUCUGGCAUGCCCCCGAGUGCCGCCCAGCCUUUGCAGAACGGCAGCAUGAUUACCGGCGGUGGUCAGCCUACUAUGAUGCCAGCCAGCUCGGCAGCCAGCACUGGCCAUUACCUGGCCCUGCGGCCUUUUUCUGCCGCGCAGCUGGAAGAUGCCCGCCGCCUGCUUCUUCAGGACCAGACCCUGCUCUCUUUGCCCAAGCUGGCUGUUGGAGAUGGAGCUGCCAACAGCAUGAGUGCCUUCGCAGCCUCGGCAAGCCUCUUUCCACUGAAGACCCUGCCGCUGGCAGGACAGGUGGUGGACGGUGAAGAGGACAGUUCUUCGGGUGCCAGUGUGGUGGCCAUAGACAACAAAAUUGAACAGGCAAUGGAUCUAGUGAAGAGUCACUUGAUGUAUGCCGUGAGGGAAGAAGUGGAAGUUUUAAAGGAACAAAUAAAGGAGUUGAUCGACAGGAACUCGCAGUUGGAGCAGGAAAACAAUCUCCUGAAGAAUCUGGCCAGCCCGGAGCAGCUAGCACAGUUUCAGGCGCAGCUCCAGAGCGGCUCCCCGCCGGCCUCUUCACAGCAGCCUGGGACCGCGACACAGCCUGCCCAGCCAUCAUCACAGAGCACCGGGCCCUCAGCGUAACAUCCCCCGCCGCUUCCACAAUGGACUGGACACAAUGGGGGUCGAGUAAAACAAAUAAAAUAAACGCAACGAGGACAAUUGCGCUCCAGUUACAGGCAUAUUACAUUUGCGUUUGCACAUCCUGAUUUGAAGGAAAAAAUGAAAAAAUAAAUACAAUUAAUUUUACUUUAGACAAUCGCUUGUGAAAUGGAAGUACUCCCAGAGAGGGACAGUGAAUACUAUGAAACGAAUUCAUUGGAAUGAACAGCACGCGUCAUUACAGCGCUUUGUGUAAUACGCAGGGAUUCCCAGUGCAGCGUCAGACCGAUCUUCAGUGAUCUACAUGCGUUUGUUUGUUUUUAUUUUUUACCGUGACUUGGAGAGAUGCACACAGUUGCUUCCCUGUCACACACAUAUAUAUAUAUAUAUAUAUAUAUAUAUAUAUAUAUAUAUAUAUAUAUAUAUAUAUAUAUACACGCUGUGCUGUCCAUGGCUGCGGCUGACAGGUGCAAGCACUUUCUUGAUGGCAAAUGUGAAGAACCUUAGAAGGACCAGAGGCAACUGGGGAGCCCCCAUCUGGAAUGGGGGAAGGCGUUACAAAAAGGACACCUUUCUUUUACAUCACCGUUUGCGUUUGGAUGAAUGGAGAAAUCUCAAAGAACAAGGUGGUGUAACGAAUCUUUCAGUAUUUAACUUGAAAACUGUUCUCAUACUAGCCGUUUAAAAGUUUCAGUGUUUUGUAUGUUGCACCGCUUCUUUUCAAGCAGUUAUUAUGAGGCUGGAGUUCAAUGAGGGUUGUUAACCUAAUGUAUAUUUGUGUAUGUAGUGUAAGUACCCUGUAUUAUAGUAAACUGUAACUAUUUAGGUUGUACAGAUUGAAUCUAGCUGUUUCAUUGGCUGAUCUGAACAAGUUUAGACGGUCUUUUUUAUGCUGUAAAAGAGGAAUGCAGCUUUACACCUGCUUAGUGAAUUAAAACUACGACAGCGACUUGUGAGUUUUUUCUGUUUUCUUGGCUGCAUUCUGUUCUAAAGUAAAACCGUUGUUCACUUAAAAUUAUUUGAAGAAAUGAAAUGCACCGUUGUGAACUAUUGCCAGUGAAGCACUCCACUUGUUGAUCAAUACUAUUGCCGACAUUAAAACCACAUUCUGUUUUGGGUUUUGCAUAUACGUAUAGUUAUAGGCUUAUGUUUUGUGCAUGUUCCUGAAACAAAAACAAACAACAACAAAAUGAAAGUUGUAACAUUUAAUUCAAUUGCACUUCUCAGCCUUCAAUAAAAACCUUCCAUGUUGUUCAAUAA
Messenger RNA from Polyodon spathula (Mississippi paddlefish), 4937 nucleotides. RefSeq names its product TSC22 domain family protein 1-like. The record is from RefSeq and is a predicted model, not a curated record. Bases 609 to 3659 code for a protein of 1016 amino acids. Gene Ontology annotation, biological process: regulation of transcription by RNA polymerase II. The transcript is spliced from 3 exons. NCBI's taxonomy places the organism in Eukaryota, Metazoa, Chordata, Actinopteri, Acipenseriformes, Polyodontidae.